This is a messenger RNA of Maudiozyma saulgeensis, 3165 nucleotides long. NCBI's taxonomy places the organism in Eukaryota, Fungi, Ascomycota, Saccharomycetes, Saccharomycetales, Saccharomycetaceae. The record is from the annotation of a GenBank genome assembly.
AUGGAUGUUAACGGCUUGCUUCAAUGCUUUGCGAGUACACUAGAUCAUGAUGCCACGACCAGAUCACACGCCGAAGCGCAAUUAAAGGAGGCAAGUAAAGUUCCUGGGUUUUUAGGAGCCUGUUUAGAUAUUAUAUCUUCGAAUGAAAUCCCAGAAAACAUUAAGUUAUCUGCAUCCCUCUACUUUAAAAACAAAAUUGUUUACGGUUGGGUUGUAUCUGCAUACUCAGCUAGCAAGAAUGAGCUAUUGAACCAUGGCGUGGAUGCCGACGAAAAGCCUGUUGUCCAAGAUAUGAUUAUCCAGACUAUGCUGCGAUGCUCAAGUAAUUCAGCUCAUUGUCUCAGAGUCCUAAGACCAGCCCUGAAAACUAUUAUUUUAGAGGAAUAUCCAAAGGGCAAAUGGAAUGAUCUAUUACCAAAAUCAUUAGAAUUGCUAUCUAAUGAUGAUAUCAACGUUGCACAUGUUGGACUGAUAUGUCUAUCUGAGCUAUUCAGAACAUUUAGGUACAAAGAAAACGAUGAUCGCCAAGAACUCGAGAAAUUAAUUUUACAGUACUUCCCUGACUUAUUGGCAUACGCCAACAAUACCUUACUAAAGGAAGGUGAGAACAUGAAUGAUCCUAAAAUUGGUGAAUUAUUGAUUUUAAUUUUGAAAAUUUACAAGUUUGUGACAUACCAUGAUCUGCCUUUUACUCUCCAACGUGCAGAGUUCUUUGUCCCAUGGGCAAACCUUUUUGUAUCCAUCAUACAAACACCUGUCCCUGAGUCAAUCAUGAACAUCACAGAUAUUGAUCAGAGAAAACACAAUCCAUGGGUCAAAUGUAAGAAAUGGUCAUAUGCAAAUCUCUUUAGAUUAUUCUACCGUUAUGCAUCGCAGACAUUAUCUGGAAGAUUUGACUAUUCUGACUUCAAAACCCUAUAUAUGAAUGAGUUUCUACCCCAGUUAUUAUCCCUUUUAUUCCAACAAAUCGAAGAAUGGGGGAGCGGUUCUAUUUGGUUAAGUGACGAAUCAUUAUAUUAUGUCUUAUCUUUCAUAGAGCAGGCUGUCACACAGAAAAGCCCUUGGAAACUAAUAAGUCCUCAUUAUUCUACCAUACUGCAACAUGUCAUAUUUCCAUUAUUGCGUCCGACAGAAGAAACAUUGGAUGAAUUCGAAAAUGAUCCUCAAGAGUAUAUCCACAGAAAUUUGGAACUUUGGAAUGAUGAUUACUCUCCAGAUAUUGCUGCCAUUUCGUUACUAACUACAGCAGUGAAUAAGAGAGGUAAAACUACAAUCCAGCCAACGAUGGAGUUUGUUAUAGAUACAUUGCAAAAGAAUAGCGGGGAUUUGAACUCACUUUCUUUACAGAAUGCCUUGAACAUCGAAGCCGCCUUCAGAAUAUUUUCUAAUAUACUUGACAGGUUAGUUGCCAAGGGUUCACCAUAUGCUAAUGAAAUUGAAGGAUUUUCAAAAACUUUCAUUUUCCCAUUCUUUAACUCGCAAUAUGGAUUUCUACAAAGUAGGGCAUGUGAAAUAGCAUCGAAAUUAGGCUUUGUGGAGUUUAAGGAUCCUUCCACCAUCGAAACAAUAUAUACUGGUAUCACUAAAUGUCUUAAUGAUGCUUCUGACUGUCUACCUAUCAACUUAUCUGCUGCGUUGGCGCUACAAACAUUUGUACAGGAUGCAUACUUCCAACAGGCUAUGUCAGAAUCUGUUGUUCCUAUUAUGCAAAAAUUACUUGAACUAUCUAAUCAGUUUGAAUCUGAUUCAAUUGCUGGUGUUAUGCAAGAAUUUGUAGAACAAUUUGCGGAGCAACUACAGCCAUUUGGUAUUGAGUUAGUCAACAAUUUGAUUCAACAAUUUUUAAAAUUGGCAAUCGAUUUAAACGAUGCAUCUAAUAUCGACCCAACCAACUAUAUGAAUGGAGAAAGUCUUCCAGAUGAGAGUGACAAACAAAUGGCUGCAUUAGGUAUCCUAUCCACUAUCAUUUCUCUUCUAUUAUCGUUUGAAAACUCCAUUGAGAUUGUGAAGAGCUUAGAGCAAUCGUUUUAUUCUGCAGCUGAAUUUAUUUUAAAUAACCAACUGGAUGAUUUUUAUCGUGAAGUUUGUGAGUUUUAUGAGAACUCCACAUUUUUAUUAAGGGACAUUACCCCAGUCACGUGGAAGAUUUUAGAGCUGAUUGGUGAAUGUAACAACAAAGAGGAUAGUAUGGUUACAUAUUUCCUCGAAGAUUUUAUGCUAAUUUUCAACAAUAUAUUUGUUUAUGGAAGUGAAGAAUUACAAAAAAAUAAUUUUUAUUGCAAGAUAUUUUAUGAGAUUUAUAAUAACACUAAUAUUGAUGAAGAUUCUGACUUUGAUGAGAUCAAUAUAAUAUUUGAUUACAGUCAAAAGUUGCUAUUAUCACUUGGAUCACAAAUCCCUGCAGGAAUAAGAGAAUCCAUUCUACAGAAUGCUAUCACCUGUAUCGUUAUUAAUAAGACCGACUUAAAAAAACACAUCGUAUUUGGUGUAACCACUUUCAAUGCUAUAAUUGCCAGUAUGGUUUCCGCACCAUUGGAUACCUUAAAGUUUGUUUAUAACCAUAGUUGUUUACCAUUAUUUUUUGAUGUAUGGUUAACAGUUUACAUUCCAAAUUAUAAGAGGAUCUAUGACAUUAAACUUUCUACUAUGGCAUUGCUAAAUUUAAUUGGUCAACUACCCCCACAAGAAAUUUCACAAAUGUCAAUAGAGCAAGUGCUACCAACAUUAGGGAAUUCUCUUGUCCAUUUGAUGUGCAAGUAUCCUCAAGCAGAAUUGGAACUAAAGGAGAAAAGAAAAGAAUUUACUUCAUCCGCAUUGGGUGAUGAUAUUCAGACACCUUGGAGUGAUGCGAUUGAACUGAAUGAUGACGACGACGAUGAUACUACCGUAGAUGAACGAACUUUUGAGAAUUAUCUAGAAUUGAUGAAGAAAGAUAAUGGUGAUGGCAAUUUUGCAGAUGGUCUAACAUUUGAUGAUGAUGAAACUUUCGACGAUCUAGAAGAGGACCCAUUAACAAAAUCUAUUUUGGACGAUAUAAAUAUAAGUGCUGUAUUCAAGACAUCAAUGGGCGAACUCCCAACUUCAAAUGGCCCAGUUUACCAAUCUGCAUUUUCUAAUGUCUCAAGUGAAGACCAAGCUUCAUUGGCCAAUAUAUUAGGGAAUUAG